CAUCGGUCCAAGAACGAAGAAGCAACAUCCACCACGUCCCUCAUCAUAUAAGCUUCAUCCCUUAAUUAGAGCCUUUAAAUAAACCUAUAAGAAGAUUCAAAUCAAGAACAUUAUUAAAGUUUUUUCAUCCUUUUUCUCUGAUUUUCCCUCAGAUAGGUAGACUCUCUUAUUGCAUGGGUCAUGCAGUCAGUGUGAGGAAGUGCGAUUAAGCAGCGAGCAGUAAAAUGGAAGACAUAGUGUAUGCAGCACAGCGGAACAUGGGGACAAGAAUGACGUUUCAAUUUCAAGAAAGGUAUAAUUUCCAGCAAGAAAGAAUGUCUGGUGAAGCUAUACGUGUGAAGAGAGCAAGGAAGCAAAGUGUCAGCCAUGGGUUCAAAUUGGAUGGUCGUCACGUCAAGAAACAAUCACGUCUUGGACUGCCAUUGAAAGCUUCACCUGCUAAAUUCAAGGAACAAAUUCCUUCAAUUUUCGAAGAGCAAAUGCAUACAAAUUAUGUACCAGUAUAUGUGAUGCUCCCAUUAGGAGUUAUUACAAAUAAAAAUGUUUUAGAAGACAGAGUGAAACUGGAGAAACAACUGAAGAAGUUACAAGCAGCAGGUGUCGAUGGAGUUAUGGUUGACGUCUGGUGGGGCAUAGUUGAAUCCAAGGGCCCUGGACAAUAUGAUUGGUCCGCAUAUAGGACCUUGUUUCAAUUGGUUCAAAAAUGCAAAUUGAAGUUACAAGCUAUAAUGUCGUUCCACCAAUGUGGGGGAAAUGUGGGGGAUUCGGUUUUCAUCUCACUACCUAAAUGGGUUCUUGAAGUUGGAGAAAAAAAUCCUGAUAUCUUUUACACCAACUAUAAAGGUAUCAGGAAUAAAGAAUGUUUAUCCCUCGGGGUGGACAAAGAACCUGUGUUUCAUGGAAGAAGUCCGAUUGAGCUGUAUAGAGACUACAUGAAGAGCUUCAGAGAGAAUAUGGACGAGUUUCUUAAAUCUCAGCUCAUUAUAGACAUUGAGGUAGGACUUGGCCCUGCAGGAGAACUCAGAUACCCCUCUUACUCACACAAAUUGGGGUGGGUAUUUCCUGGUAUUGGAGAAUUUCAGUGCUAUGACAAAUAUCUUAAAGCUGAUUUCAAAAAGGCGGCAGCAGAGGCAGGUCAUCCUGAGUGGGAGCUACCAAAUAAUGCUGGAAAAUCGAACAAUACCCCGGAAUCUACAGAAUUUUUCAAAUCAAAUGGAACUUAUCAAACGGAGAAAGGCAUUUUUUUUCUGACAUGGUAUUCCAACAAGUUGUUAACCCAUGGUGAUGAUAUCUUGGAUGAAGCCAACAAAGUAUUCCUUGGUUACAGAGUGAAAUUAGCAGCAAAAGUUGCCGGAAUCCACUGGUGGUAUAAGACAGAAAGCCAUGCUGCAGAGCUUACUGCGGGAUAUUACAACUUAUGUGAUAGGGAUGGAUACAGACCCAUAGCAAGGAUGCUUUCCCGACACAAUGCUAUUUUAACAGAACCUAUGGAGCGAUCAAAGCCAAGGAUUCCAUUAGAGUUUCUUCUGGAAGCAACCGAACCAUUGGAGCCUUAUCCAUGGUUAAAGGAAACGGAUGCAGCCGGAACUCUGCUUCCUGGUUUUCUUCAUUACAUACUUACUACUGUUUUACGCAUACUCAAAAUAAAAGUAAACUAGAAAAGGAAUGUAAAACAAUAAUGGAAUUGACUAAUAAUGAAAAAGAAAUGGAAAGAUAAAAGGAACAGCAAGAUAUGAAAAAUGGACUGUUUUCUUCUAA
Molecule: messenger RNA, 1758 nt
Organism: Vigna radiata var. radiata (mung bean)
Lineage: Eukaryota; Viridiplantae; Streptophyta; Magnoliopsida; Fabales; Fabaceae
Product: beta-amylase
Exons: 7
Coding region: 225-1658 (477 amino acids)
Biological process (GO): polysaccharide catabolic process
Molecular function (GO): beta-amylase activity
Source: RefSeq, a predicted model, not a curated record